AUGGUGACUGUGAUGUUGGCGAUUGUGAUGAUGACCCUGAAGCAGGACGAGAAGACCGCCAGGAUGAUGAUGAUGAUGAUGAUGAUGAUGCCGACGUUUCGAAGCGUCGUGAAGACGGUUACGGUGCUGGGGUGGAUGGUGGCAUUUGCUGCUUCACGGAGGUGUGGGGUCGUCAAGGCCAAGAUCGGCAAGCAGAGCCGUCGCCUCAUUGAGUGUCUCAGGCAGAUCUCUGAUUUCAUGUGCUGGUGCGGCGGCAGCCGAGAAAGCGCUUUGAAGCCCAGGCAUCGAGACCCGCCGAAACGCACACGUGAUGGGCAGCCCGGGACUUGGGGAGUGCCAAAAGAAGAGACAAGCACGCGCGCAACUCUCUUUGGCAGGCUGAGCCGCUUGAAAGACGAGGACAUCACCCAUCUGGAGCCUCCCUGGGAGAAUGUGCGCCUAUCCGGACCUGGGUAA
Messenger RNA from Symbiodinium sp. CCMP2592, 456 nucleotides. The record is from the annotation of a GenBank genome assembly. NCBI's taxonomy places the organism in Eukaryota, Dinophyceae, Suessiales, Symbiodiniaceae.